AUGGACGCCGGCGGCUCCGUCGGUGCGUUGCUGGGCCAAGAAGAAGAGGGGGAAGCCAUGAACACCAUGGCCGACGCGAUGGUGCAGGUGGCGGCGAGGGAGUACCGGAGGGGGAACUGGACGCUGCCGGAGACGAUGCUCCUGAUCGAGGCCAAGAAGAGGGUGCACGACGGGAGGCGGCCGGCGGCGGACCAGGGGCUGGCGCGGUGGCGGUGGGUGGAGGACUACUGCUGGCGCCGCGGGUGCCAGCGCAGCCAGAACCAGUGCAACGACCGGUGGGAUAACCUCAUGCGGGACUACAAGAAGGUCCGCGCCUACGAGCUCAGCGGCGCCGGCGCCGGCGGCGGCACGGAGAGCUACUGGGUGAUGGGCAGGGGGGAGCGGAAGGAGAGGGGUCUCCCGGCCAACCUCCUGCGCGAGAUAUAUGAGGCCAUGGACGAGGUCGUGGAGAGGCGGAUGAGCUCCGGGGGCGGAGGCGCCGUGUUUUUGACGGCAUCGUCGUCUGGCUCCGGCCUCGCCGACGUCCCCAUGGCCAUGCAGGCCUCUCCUCUCGCUCAACUCCUGCCCCGACCUCUUGAGACGACGAACUGCAGCUCGGGGUCGCCGGAGAGGAAGCGGCGGCGGCCGUCACUGGACAAACAACCACCAGGGGGGAGCGCCAGCACGCCACCAGCGCCAGGAAGGCAGAGCCACCAAGAACACCCCGACAGCGACUACGAUCAUGGCGCCGACGAGAGCUCCGACGACAUCGGGGACGAAGACGACGGCCUGGGCGGGGCGAUCGGGCGGUGCGCGGCGAUCCUGUCGGUGGCGCUGGAGAACCGCGAGGCCUCGGAGGACCGCAGGCACAGGGAGGCGAUGGCCGCGGAGGAGCGCCUCGGCCGGGCGCGCCAGGCCCGGCGCGAGGCCGGCGACCAGUGCAUGGCCGGGCUCGCCGCCGCCGUGAGCCAGCUCGCCGGCUCGAUGCUCGCGCUCGCCGCCAAGUGCAGGGGCCCCGCCGCGCCCAAGUGA
Messenger RNA from Oryza brachyantha (malo sina), 1011 nucleotides. RefSeq names its product trihelix transcription factor ASR3-like. NCBI's taxonomy places the organism in Eukaryota, Viridiplantae, Streptophyta, Magnoliopsida, Poales, Poaceae. The coding region runs from base 1 to 1011 and encodes 336 amino acids. The record is from RefSeq and is a predicted model, not a curated record. The transcript has 2 exons.